This is a messenger RNA of Fusarium poae, 1602 nucleotides long. RefSeq lists its product as uncharacterized. The record is from RefSeq and is a predicted model, not a curated record. Gene Ontology annotation, biological process: mRNA processing; spliceosomal complex assembly; protein deubiquitination. The transcript has a single exon. Gene Ontology annotation, molecular function: zinc ion binding; cysteine-type deubiquitinase activity. The coding region runs from base 1 to 1602 and encodes 533 amino acids. Lineage: Eukaryota; Fungi; Ascomycota; Sordariomycetes; Hypocreales; Nectriaceae.
AUGUCCAAACGACAGGCUUCAGAGGCUCUUGAAGACAUCGCCUCGCCAGCUUCCAAGAGGUCCCGAUUGGACUUUGAUACGCCCGAACCAGGUUCAGAAGAACUUAUUAACGAGACGAAUGCCAACGGAAACGCGCAAGAAGUUGACGAUGAUGACUUUGAUGACCAAGAAAUAAUCACUGCAGCGCCCAUAAGGCAAUCUGCACCUACAGAAGGCUACGAUGACCUCUACCUCGACACCAUCGAUCGCAAUGUGCUCGACUUUGACUUCGAGAAGCUCUGCUCCGUAUCCCUCUCCAACAUCAACGUCUACGCAUGUCUAGUCUGCGGAAAGUACUUCCAAGGUCGCGGUCCCAAGUCGCACGCCUACUUCCACUCUCUCGACGAGGACCACCACGUCUACAUCAACCUCGAAUCUCAGCGCGUCUACGUCCUCCCUGAAGGCUACGAGGUCAAGAGCCGCGCGCUCGAAGAUAUUAAAUAUGUCUCGGAUCCACGGUAUACCAAGAAGGAGGUUAUUGAGAUGGAUCGCGCGCGACGUACGAGUCAGACGCUUGAUGGGAAAGAGUACAUCCCUGGAUUUGUUGGAAUGAACAAUAUCAAAGAGAACGACUACUUCAACGUUAUUGUACAGGCGCUGGCGCAUGUGGCCCCAUUACGCAACUAUCUUCUUCUUGAGGACUUUUCGAGCAAGACAGAGCUCGUCAAGCGAGCCAGUAUUCUGGUGCGCAAGAUUUGGAACCCAAGGGCCUUCAAAGCUCAUGUCUCGCCUCACGAACUUCUCCAAGAGAUUUCCCUUCGCUCCAACAAGCGCUUCAACCUUACGUCACAGUCAGAUCCUGUCGAGUUCUUAUCAUGGUUUCUCAACAAUCUCCAUCUCGGUCUCGGUGGAAGCAAAACCAAACCUGGCAGCUCCAUGAUCCAGCGCACAUUCCAGGGCAAGAUGAAGAUCGAGUCGCAAGCUAUUACAGCUCGUGCAGAUGCUACCGACAGACUGCGUUUUGAGGAUGCAGAUGUCAAGGUUGACAUUGUGCGCUUCCUCCUCCUGACGCUUGACCUCCCCUCAACGCCCCUUUUCCAGGAUGAGCUUGAGAAGAACAUUAUUCCUCAAGUCCCAUUAAUGACUAUCCUCACAAAGUACGAUGGCCAGCGAGCCCAAGAACACCAUGCUCAGCGCAAGCGUUACCGACUCAUGCACCCUCUUCCCCCCUAUCUCGCGUUCCACGUAAAGCGUUUCUCACAGAACAAGUUUGUCUCUGAACGCAACCCCACAAUCGUAACAUUUGACGCGCGCAAUCUUGACAUGUCACCCUACGUGGAGCCGAACCCCAAAGAAUGGCCUCCAGGUGAGCCCAUCUGGUAUGAUCUCGUUGCAAACGUGGUCCACGAGGCUGUGCGCACACGAGAAGAUGUCGUUGAUAGCGGCGAGGAGCGCAAAACAUGGAAGGUGCAGUUGAAGAACAAGGCUACAGGGGAAUGGGUUGUGUGUCAGGAUCUGUAUGUUGACAAGGUGCAGAGUGAACUCUUGUAUCUUGGUGAAACCUACCUCCAGAUUUGGGAACGGAGGAGAGAGCCUAGCAAGGGCAAGGGUAAGGCCUCAUAA